Messenger RNA from Panicum virgatum (switchgrass), 1092 nucleotides. RefSeq lists its product as uncharacterized. The record is from RefSeq and is a predicted model, not a curated record. NCBI's taxonomy places the organism in Eukaryota, Viridiplantae, Streptophyta, Magnoliopsida, Poales, Poaceae. The coding region runs from base 120 to 659 and encodes 179 amino acids. The transcript is spliced from 2 exons.
ACACACCUCGGCUGAUCAGCGCAGCAUCAACAACAGUCUCGAGCUCUCGCUCCGUACACACAGCAGACCGAGAGAGAUCGAGGAGCUGGGAGUGUACUAGCAGCGGGCAGCAAUAGACAAUGGCGCCGAAGACCCUUGUCCUAGCCGCGCUGCUCCUCGUCGCCGUCGCCGCCGGCCAGGUGCCGCGCUGCGCGGGGUUGGGGGCGAGCUCCUCCACCAACGCCAGCGUCGUCAUCUCCGGCAUGGUGCCAUGCUCCACGGGGAGCAAAAUCAACGUGGCGGCGGCGGCGCCGUUCCCUAACGCAAACGUGCAGGUCCUGUGCAACGGCAAUGCGAUGGCUGGCGCGACCGCGACCACGGACAUGACCGGGAAGUUCCUCAUGAGCUUGCCCGAUGCCAGAAAGGAAAUGCUCACCGCUAUAGUGGCCAACCAGUGCAAACUGGUCGUGAACACCCCGCUGGCCGCCUGCGACGCUUCCUUGGCCGGCGCCGCCGGGACGCUGGCGUCGCCGCUGAAGCUCCUGGGCAUCAGCACCGGUAGCGACGGCGGCGAUCUCGGUGGGAUCCUCGGCGGCAUCAUCGGUGCCAUCAUCGGGAUCAUCAAUGGCCUCGUUGGCGGCAUCAUCAACCUCGCCGCCCAGGACUUCACAUUCGCCUAGACGACCCCGGCCUCGAUCUGCUGGAGCUGCAGGCCUGGCCGUGGCCCUGUCGAUCUAUCGACGCCGCGAAAUAAUUAUCAUAAAUCACUAAGCAUAAAUUAAAUCAAAUCAAUACGUGUAGCAGGCAUGAUAUGUUCAGCUGGCCUGCUUUACUUUGUGUCGCCACAGCAUCGAUCACAUGUUGUGUUAUACGCGUACGUGCUAUACAUUAGCCGCCUACCCGUAAGACGCAAGCAUAUGCUUCUAAGAAGCACUUAUGCAUAUCCAUAUUGUGAAACUUUUACUUGUUGCCUCGUCUUGUCCGUGUUCGUGAGAAUCAAAACCUGUGUUUUGUUUCUAAGUGAUUGUCUCUGUUGCUUGUGCAUCGAGAUGGCAUUGUUGUUGACCUUGAUCGGGGAACCCAAAUUUGGAAUGGUGGUCUAUUUCUUUUGUA